GACAGUCACAGCUUAACAGGCAUCGACGCAGCAACAGUUUUUUCCCCUAAGAGCUUCUAUGAAACACAAGAGCGCCAGUGUAACCCAACAUUUCGGAGUAAACACAACGGCAUAGCGUACACGUGGAAAGGCGAACCAUGUGAAUAUAAAGGCGUCUGACCACACAAGUUCAUAGACUCACCAACCACUACUUUACUACCAAGAUGGACGAGGGACACUGCUAACAUCCGCUUGCAAUAAUCCCAUUCGUGUGCAGUUUUUCCCACUAUGAGGGACCUACCAUUCUUAUCCAUCCCUUGCACCACACCUGGAUUAUUUAGGAGACCAACAGAAGCGGACUGGACUUGACAACUUUAUUAAUUAUUGUUCAUAUUUGUUCCCACCAUGUACAUGAAUCUUCGACGCAUUCAUAAAAUCCAGUUCGCUCGCUUGCUGACCACUGGUUUGGUUUUCUGCGUCGUCAUGCUCUACUGGGAGGAGUUGGACCAUCACGUCGUGAGCCAUGUCCGCUCCUAUUCUUACCGCUACCUGGUCAACAGUUACAACUUCCUCAACUCUUCGAACACGCUCAAAGGAAAUUCCAUAAAUCCACCUUUUCAUCCGUACAUUAUAAACCAAUUGGAAAAAUGUAGCGGCAGUGAUGAUAUCCUAUUGCUUUUGUUCGUGAAAUCGCCUCCGCAGAAUGUCGAUCGGCGGCGCGACAUCAGGGAAACUUGGGGCAACAUGGACAGUGUUGGAAAGAAAUUGAAUGCGAAUGUAAAAAUUAUGUUUGUUCUCGGAGUGCAUCCAGAUAAAUCUCAAAGAAAGACGAGCCAAAAGCAAAUCGAAAAUGAAAAUCAGAUCUACAAAGACAUCAUUCAACAGAACUUUAUGGACACAUUUCAUAACUUAACCAUCAAGUUGAUCAUGCAGUUCCAUUGGGCGGUCAAGCACUGCCCGAAAGCCAAGUUUGUCAUGUCCGCCGAUGACGAUAUUUUCGUCCACAUGCCGAAUAUGGUCCGGUAUUUGAGGAAGUUGGAGCAAAAGCAGGUGACAAACUUUUGGGUGGGGCAUGUACACAGGGGUGCUCCUCCAGUCAGACGCAAGGUGAGCAAAUAUCACGUCCCGGUGGAGAUGUAUCCGUGGCCCUCGUAUCCGGACUACACAGCCGGGGCGGGUUAUGUAGUUUCUGGAGAUGUUGCGGCAAAAAUUCACCAAGUUUCGCAGCUCUUAAACUCUUCCAUGCACAUCGACGACGUUUUCAUGGGGAUGUGCGCGCAAGCUAUUGGAGUUACCCCCCAGGAUUACGUGUACUUUUCGGGUGAGGGUACGACGAGGUAUCAUCCGUGCAUUUACGCGAAUAUGAUAACUUCACAUGGACACGCAGACGACGUGAGGGUGCUUUGGAAAGAGGCGACGGAUCCGAAUGUGGAUAAAAUGUCUGAAGGUUUUCUAAUGAACUUGUACUGUACGGCUGUGAAGAUAGCUCUGCUGUGUGUACCACAUUUACAAAAUACAUACGGUUGCAUGGGGGCAUUUACGUUUACAUAAGAAGCAAGGGGGCUAGCUAAAGCGUCAUGCGGUGUCCUCAGUGUAAAUAUAACAUGCAAGUUUUGGAAUAAAAUGAACAUGACAUUU
This is a messenger RNA of Periophthalmus magnuspinnatus, 1617 nucleotides long. RefSeq names its product UDP-GlcNAc:betaGal beta-1,3-N-acetylglucosaminyltransferase 5a (gene b3gnt5a). Gene Ontology annotation, cellular component: membrane. The record is from RefSeq and is a predicted model, not a curated record. Bases 385 to 1530 code for a protein of 381 amino acids. The transcript is spliced from 2 exons. Lineage: Eukaryota; Metazoa; Chordata; Actinopteri; Gobiiformes; Gobiidae. Gene Ontology annotation, biological process: brain development.